AUGGCGGCUUCGAUGGGAAUCCGAUUUCAUCCUACGGACGAGGAAUGCAUGUCCUUUCUCCUCCACGCAGUCACCGGCGACCCUCUCCCCGGCAUCUCCUCCACCGCCGAUCUAUUCGGGGAAAAGGAGCCGUGGGAGUUCUUUUCCGGCGAGGAGAAUAUCCAAGAGCGCUACUUCUACACACGGCUAAAGAGGGUCAGCAAGAAGAAGAACAACAACUCUAAGGUUGGCAGUUAUCAUCGUUAUUGUCGUAAUAUUGGAAAAGGCACGUGGUCCAACAAGGGCCGAAAGGUCCCUAUUCAUGGGGACAGAGGCUCGUUAUUGGGCCAGAAGAGGACGUUUCGUUACGAGUCGAGGAAGGGUAAUUACUCGGUUGGCGAGUGGACGCUGAAGGAGUACUCUCUUCCCGACAGCAAGUUGGGACAAGUGAAGCCCGAGUUUAAGGAUUACGUGCUUUGCCUUGUGAGAAGGAAAAAGGACAAAAACAAGAGACGUGAUUCAGAGGCGGCCGCAGAAGCAGAUUUGCCCUACUUGCUGUCGACUUUGGUUAAUCGUCCGCACGUGCAAGGAGGGAUGUCACGUGAUGAAAUUUAUUGUGAUGAUUAUAAUUCUGGAGUGUCGACUUUGGGUGAUCAGUCGUCACAUACACGACAACUCGGAGGGUAUUUUGGGGAUUCUUCGACUUUGGGGCAAGCAAGCAAUGAUUGGAUGAAAUCAGAUGUUGGUGUGAUUUGUGUUGAUGAAGAAGAGGAGUGUGCUGUCCAGGAACCGAUCAAGUUUGACGAUGACGAUGCUGGUUUUGGGGCUCUCACAAGUUUUGACGUCGUGGAUGAUUCAUAUGAUGAAGAGAGCAAAUUGUUUCGGAACCUCGACAAUUGGCUUCGACAUUGUGCUGCUGUUUGA
Molecule: messenger RNA, 903 nt
Organism: Striga asiatica
Lineage: Eukaryota; Viridiplantae; Streptophyta; Magnoliopsida; Lamiales; Orobanchaceae
Source: the annotation of a GenBank genome assembly